Molecule: messenger RNA, 711 nt
Organism: Alternaria burnsii
Lineage: Eukaryota; Fungi; Ascomycota; Dothideomycetes; Pleosporales; Pleosporaceae
Exons: 3
Coding region: 1-711 (236 amino acids)
Biological process (GO): mycotoxin biosynthetic process
Source: RefSeq, a predicted model, not a curated record
AUGGCGAGAUUCGAAGGCUACGUCCCCCUAUCCUUCUCCGAAGACGGCAUCAAUGCCAAUGAAGCUGUCUACACAUUGGAAUCACGUCUGCAAAAGGUUGUCAAAGGCUCUGUCAUCGUCUUGGGCGUUCUCGGAGCACUGGGUACUGGUUAUGUGCUGGGCUCGUCGAAGGGAGCCAUUGCAGCGACUACUACACUUCCGGCUGGCGAUGUCCACUAUUAUAUGCAAUUUAAUGAGACAUUUCCUCAAAGACCAAACGAGGAGAGUGAUGCAGCGUGGGCUUCUCUCUUUCCAGAGAAACUCGGUUUUAUUCGGCAUCCAGUUCUUGCACCGGGCGUAGCUGGUAUUGCUGUUUUUCAUGAAUUGCACUGCCUUGUAAAUCUCCCCAACUCUGCUUUCUGGGCUUCAGUGGAUGGGAAUCUCGAGGAGAUGGGUGACGAGUCGCGCGAGAAAAACCAUCGAACCAGCCAUCACCACGUCCGACACUGCUUCGAAUACCUCAGGCAGUCACUCAUUUGCCUCGCCGACUCCAAUCUGGAGAUGAUGAAUUACACAGCACGCGGAAUCUCCGGAUGGCAAUCCGAGAGGACGUGCAGGAAUUAUGAUGAGUUGACUGAAUGGGCUGAUGAAUGGGGUAUCUCACGGGCGGAGGCCCUCCACACCCAUGACCUCCAAGUCAACUUUGUAAACCAAACACGAACACUACAGUAG